UGCUGUCGCAAAGGCGGCGUUGCUUGUGGCCGGAGAGCACAGCAAGUAAAAUAUGGCUGCAUGCUAGCUGCUAUUUUUCUUUAUUGUUUGCCAACGUAUUUGAAAGAUUUAGUAGUGGUGUUUGAUAAAGUCAGUUACAGGAAACCAAAGUGUGGAGAGUGUAAAGUACAAAUAUCAACAAGGAUUCCACCUUCGAUUAAAUUAUAUAAAUUAGUUAUAAUAUGAUGCGACAUCCAGAGCACCAUCAUGUUCCUCCCACAGCAAUGCAAAGAAAUAGAAUGAACAUGCAACAAAUGGGUCCUCCGCCGCAGAGGAUGCUGAUGACUGUACCAGGUGGUCCACAUGCCGGUGUUCUCGUGUCUAUGCCGUCGGGUCCGACCCUGGUGAACACGAUAACACCGAUACAACAGUUUGCAAACUCAAAGUCAAACAUUAAUAAUCCAGUAUCGCAAGUAUAUUAUGAUCCAAUUUCAAAUGAGGCUACGGAACUGUCAGUGGAACAAAUACAACAAAUACAACAUCAGCCAUCUCAACUCGCAAAUACCACUACUUCUUCAACCGUGCCCAACUUGGCAAACAUGAAAGAGAAAACACCAAUGUGUUUAGUAAACGAACUAGCUAGAUACAAUAAGAUCCAGCACCAGUAUAGAUUGACCGGCGAACAGGGACCGGCUCAUAAGAAGAUAUUUACAGUCACAUUGAAGUUAGGCGAAGAGGAGUACGAAGCUGAGGGGGCCAGUAUUAAGAAGGCACAACAUUCGGCGGCGGCUUUGGCUCUGGAGAAAACACAGUUUAGACGACCGCCGCCAAAGACGAACAGGAUCUUGAGGACCGGUGGAAUCCGUGGCAAUUCCACCGGUAUGGUCACACCGACUGUAGAAUUAAAUGCACUCGCGAUGAAACGGGGCGAACGCACGGUAUACAUCGUAGAGAACGGCGCUGCACCACCAGCCCAGGGCUAUAUAUUACCGAACGCGUAUUACGGUCGCCAAAAUAUCUAUCAACCGCCUGGACAGCCACGUUACAACAGCUUUGAAACAAGAAGAAACAUGCGCGGCCAGUAUCAGUAUGAUCGCCAUCAUGGUCAGUAUAAACCAGGUUAUCAACAAAACAACGGUGAAAUGUGUACGGUUCGUUUAAGAGUAGGUGAACGCGAAUAUCCAGGUUCAGGGUGUACGAUUCAAGCGGCCCGUCAUGAUGCCGCCACAAAAGCUAUCGAUGAAAUAAAGAAACUUAAAAGCGAAGAGGCCGCAGCCGAGAACGAGGAGACCACCAAAGACCAAGAUCAAGACUCAAGCCUUUCGGACAUUAACACGGAACUCAAGUCACCUAUAUCCCUGGUACACGAAAUCGCCUUGAAGCGACAUCUGAAUGUCAGCUUUGAGGUGAAGAGUGAAAAUGGACCCCCUCACAUGAAGGUAUUCGUCACACAGUGCAAAAUAGGGGACUGCUCUGUAGAGGGCGAGGGCAACGGCAAAAAGGUCUCGAAGAAACGUGCUGCAGAGGAGAUGCUCAAGAAGCUGUCGCAGCUUCCGCCAUUGCCAAACAUGAACAACGUAACCCACCUAAAGCGCAAACGCGUCGCCACUAAGAAGAAAACAAGGAAUCUCAUCAAAGUCAACGCGGACAAGCCCAAUGACUUUGUUGAAGAUAUUAACCCAAUUUCUCGCCUAAUUCAAAUACAGCAAGCCAACAAGGAAAAAGAGCCGGUCUAUGCAGUCGUGGAGGAACGCGGAGCUCCGCGCCGUCGAGAAUUUGUCAUACAGGCCUCUAUCAAUGGGUGCUCAGCGAACGGAGUCGGCCCCAACAAGAAGUAUGCGAAGAGGAAUGCAGCCCAAGCUCUUCUCACACUGAUGGGCUACAUCACCACAUCUCCAUCUCCUACAGGAGCCAGCAAACAACAAUCGCAGCAGACGUCACCAACACAAACACAACAAGAAGCAAACAAGUCCGAGAAGGAAACGGAACAAACAACGACAGCACAGCAAGCGGACAAACUUAGGAAAGUCACGUUCCUCGAGGAGAAACAAGAAUCUCCACCAGUUGGAGGCAGCGGCGGCCGCCAACUGGUCCCUGGUCUUCUCCUUGUAGGGGACCAAUCAGUACACAACAACAAGUCGAAAGCAACGGCCGAGAACACCAACUACAGCUCGUCCGAAACGAAGAAAUCAGUUCCCAAGGUAGCUCCGCCUCCACCACAGGGCGUACGUUCCAAAGAUCAGCUAUUGUAUUUGGCGCAAAUCAUGGACAUCCCAAUACAGUUCUCCGACUUUCCGAAAGCGAAUCACGAGAUGUACCUCACAUUGGUGUCAUUAAGUACAACCCCACCUCAGGUUUGUCAUGGCGAAGGGCCAACAAUCGAAGCUUCGCACGAGAAAGCCUCAUUGGAAGCUUUGAACGUGCUGUCAGAAAUGGGACUAGAUAAUAUAGCGCCGAGCAAGGAGAACAAUUCAGAAAUGCCGAAACCUCAGGUUGCUGGGUUGUCUCAGAACGGUAACAACAAUUAGAUCAUUGCAUUGCAUCCUCGACUAUAUAAACUCACAAAAAAAAUAAGAAAAAAAAGUGAACAAGAAAAAUAAAACGAAAAAAAA
Molecule: messenger RNA, 2591 nt
Organism: Nicrophorus vespilloides
Lineage: Eukaryota; Metazoa; Arthropoda; Insecta; Coleoptera; Silphidae
Gene: stau
Product: double-stranded RNA-binding protein Staufen homolog 2
Exons: 8
Coding region: 222-2507 (761 amino acids)
Source: RefSeq, a predicted model, not a curated record